Moesziomyces aphidis is the source of this 5934-nucleotide messenger RNA. Lineage: Eukaryota; Fungi; Basidiomycota; Ustilaginomycetes; Ustilaginales; Ustilaginaceae. The record is from the annotation of a GenBank genome assembly.
AUGGUGGGAGUCUCGGCGGUGUCUGUCGGCACGGCUAGUGCUGGGCUUCGGCUCGUGGGCGAUGCGCGUGUACACGCUCCGGCGCCGCUGCAGCUGCCGCUGCUCACGCUCGGCGUGCUCGGUGCUCAGACGGUGUGGUCGAUGGACAUGGCGUUUGCACCACCGUAUCUGCUCGACCUCGGGCUCUCCAAAUCGGCCAUGGCGGCCGUGUUCGUCGCGGGACCGCUGUCGGGCCUCAUCGUGCAGCCGCUCAUCGGCAGCCUGGCGGACAACAGCACGUCGCGCUUCGGAAGGCGCCGGCCGUUCCUGGCUGCAUCCACGCUCAUCUGCGCAGCGAGCAUCCUGCUGCUCGGCUUUGCAAGGGAGGUGGCGGGCUGGUUCACCACGCACGAGUCGGACGCCCAUCGCAGCCUCGCCAUCCUCAUGGGCGUGCUGGCAGUGUACCUCGUCGACUUUUCUGUAAAUGCGGUCACGGCGCUCGACCGCGCACUCAUGGUCGACGUUGCGGCCACAGAAGAUCAGGCCGAAGCCAACGCAUGGGCGGCACGCCUCUGCGGCGUCGGAUCUGUGCUGAGCUUCCUGAUCGGCAAUCUUGAUCUGCCCAGCGUGUCGCCUACUGUCCUCGGCAAGACGCAGAUCCAGAUCAUCUCGGUGCUCGUCAGUGCCAUUCUCGUCGCCACACAUGCGCUGGUGGUGCUUCGCGUCGAAGAGCAGGUGCUCGUCCCGUCGCGCACACGCGGCUCAUCUGCGUCGAAGCACAAGCCUUCGGGAGCCGCAGCCGUGUUUGCGGACCUCUACACCCAGGCGCGCAGCCUUCCGCAGCCGAUCGUCGAGAUCUUCAAGAUCCAGUUCUUCGCCCAGAUCGGCUGGUUCCCCAUCCUCUUCUACAGCACCGUAUGGGUGGGCGAGAUCUACAAGGCGGACGUGCGCAUGAACGGCGGCAAGCAGUCCGACCACGAGCUGUUUGAAGAGGCCACACGUGCCGGCAGCCGCGCAUUCUUCUGGCAUGCGGUGCUGUCGCUCAUGACGUCGAUCGUGCUGCCGCUGGUGGUGCCCAAUCCGGUGCACGAGUCGCAGACGCAUUCCGUGUGGUUCGCCGACUCGUCCCUCGUGCGCAGACUGCGUGGGAUGCGCGACCGCUGGCCCGAGCUGCCCUUCUGGUGGGUGUUUGCCAACUUUGUGUUUUUCAUCUCCAUGAUGGGCACCUACUUUGCCGGGCUCACGCAGAGCGUGUUUCUGGCGACGUGGGUGAUUGCGUCGGUUGGGUUCUGCUUUGCGUGCAGCAACUGGAUCCCGUACAGCCUGUUGGGUAUCCUCAUUCAGACGCAGCAUGCCAAGGAGGUGCCAGCCGGAGCAGGGAUUGGCGGGCUCGCGCUCAGCAGGCCGACGUCGUCCGUGCGUGCGUCGCGCGACGAGGCAGACGAGGUGACGAUGGCCUUGCUCGGAGACAGCUCGCGCGACGACGAUCAGCGGCGCACGUCCAUCAGUCGCACGCCUUCCUACGAUGCAUCCGGACAGAGCCGGCCGAGACCCGUCUCGCACGCCGGUCAGAAGCAUCCCCAGCACGCACACGGCGAUGCCGACUCGGACGACGAGGAGCGGCUCGAAGCCACACUCUCCUUUGGCGGCCAAAGCGAACGUACAAGUGGGGAUAACAGCCCUCACGACCACGUUCGGGAUGCCGAUCUGGAGCAAGGAUCGACAUCAGCGUCGAGCACAUCUACACACGCAGGCACCGUGCUCGGGCUGCACAAUGUGGCGGUCGUGAUUCCGCAGUUCCUAGUCACUGCGCUGUCGUCGCUCAUCUUUGCCAUCAUGGAGCCGAAGCGGGGAUCGGACGAUGCGCCCACCGGCGCUGACGGCUCACCCGAUGCCCCAGUCGGCCAGAGAAGCGACGCGCUCGGCAUCGUCUUCCGCCUCGGCGGCUGCUGUGCGCUGGUAGCUGGCAUCCUCGCGCCUUCGAUUCUGCAAUGCAUCAUCACCUCUGGAUUGAUCGGUGUCUUUGCUGAAAGCGGGGCUGAGCGAGCAUCAAUCCUGAGAAUCAAGUUGUAUCCAGGCUCUUCCCUCUACCUUCCACGCCUCUACUUGGAUAUUCAUCCUGCUCACCGCCUGGCGCCGCCAUCUAGCACACGCUUUGCACUCCAUCCGGGUUCAAGAAGCGCUAGCCAAGGGACGACCCAUCUGACCAUUCCAACAUCAGAACAUGUUCAGUGCCGCCCACCGCUCCCUUCCGCUCUUGCCCAACUCUUCGCAUACUCUCGGAUCCUUCUACCACAAUACCAGGCCCUCACCCUACCCCGUGCAUCCAACUGCACCGUAGACGGCCGACACCAGAUCGAGUCUCUUUACCCCCCGCCUCUGCGUGAGUGUGCGGCUUUCAACCCCGCAUUCCGAACGCAAAAGCACCCCGUCGAAGCUGCUGCGGUGAUCUCAACUCGUCACCGUCCUUUCCUUCGCCGACCUUCCAGUCGACUCUACUCGCACCAUACGGGCACCGCAUCGCUCGUCCCAAUUCCAACUUCAUGUCUCGCCAAUUCAGUGCAGAUUUCUGCAAAGCUGCAGAGCACGCCCGGCCGUACCAGCCCGUACGCCCGCACCGGCGCAUUCAAGUCGGGCCCUCCUUCGCGCUCCGGCUCGAGCGUAGGAGGCUCACCGCGUCCCCUCUUUCAGUCCGACAACGAGCUGUCCAGCUCCACAGACGACGACGACGACGACCUCGGCUCCAAACACUUUCCCGGCAUCAAACUGCCCGUACCCACCCUCGCCAUGUCCUCCCGAAAGGCACCCAGAAAUCAAAACACAAAGAAGCCCUCCAAGGUCUACUCGACCAAGAAGGAUCGCGCACGCGGCGAACGCAAGGCCAGCGUUCGCAAGGAGCGCUUCGACGAGCUCGACACCGACUCGGACCUCACCGACGUCCCCUCGGAUGACGACGCCCAAGACGUUGCUUCCGUCGCCGGUCCCUCCUACUCGAGCCUGAACAAGGGCAAGGCAAGGAGCGUCGACAGCGAUGACGACCUCGAGUCGGACUCGGACACCGAGAUGGAGCGCAAGCUCGCCGAGGCGGGCGAUGGCGAGUCGCUGCUCGGCAGCGGCGCUUCCGGCGAAGACACCGAGGAGGAAGAGGAGCGCUUCAUCAUCCAGGACGCCCUCGACCGCGAAUCCAAGGCCAAGGCGCGCUUGCAGCAACGCGACCCCACCGACCGAUCGCGCCAUGCUGGCGACCGCAACUGGGCCAGCAAGGGUGAUCUGCAGCAUCGCGCUCGCUCCAUGGCGAUACGCCGGGCUAACGGCGACGGCCAGCCCGGCGAGGCUGGCGAUGACGCCGAAGCCGACGUCGAAGACGGCGAUCAAGACGACGAUGGCGAUGAUGCCGACCUGCUUUCCAUGUCUCCCGACACGCUGCGCAUGUACGGCCUCCCCGUCAUCGACGACGAGCUCUUCGAACAGCAAGAGGCCUUCAACUCGUCCUCCGAGCCUUCCUUCACCGACUUUUUCGAAACCUCCACCGACAGCGAGACGGGCGCUCCCGACACGCAGAACGAAAACGGCGACGACGACGACGAAUUCACCACCGAUUCGGACGAGGACCGAGACAUCAGCGACCUCGAAGGCGGCCUGCUCGAUGCGCCGCUCAUCGCCCACAUUGGCACUGGCAGCGCCGACCAGACCAUCGCCACGUCGGAAGGUGCCGAGGACGAGCAGCCCAAGCCCGAAAUGCCGCUGCUCGUCAUCGAGGAUCUCGACGGCCGUCUCAUCUACGCUAGGGCUGGCGACGGCGAGGCCGUCUUUGGCUCGGACGGCGAGUUUGAGUUUGUCGACGACAGCGACGACGACAGCGCCGAUUGGGAGUUCGACCAGGGCGGCAACCGGCUCUGGUCUGGUGCCGGCAGUCAUGCCGGCUUCCUGACUGUGCCCGACGACGACGGCGACACUACGGAUGAGCUUCCGGACGAAGACAUGCCGUAUCCGCGUCUGCUCGUCGGGUCUGUCGCGCCUCGCGGCGGACGCAACGCGCGACGUGCGCGAGCCAUGGCCACCAACUCGCGCCGCCUCUCGCCUGCGGCCAGCAGCAACAUGCCUUCGCCCUCGGCGCUGCAACACGCCCCCGCCACGUCGACGUCGGACUCGAGCGCAAACGGCAAGCAGUCGAGCGGAUCGGGAGCCUCGCCCGUGUCAUCCGACGAGCAGGCUGCCAACGAGGUCGGCAUCACCAUCUCCACCGAAGACCUGGCGCGCGAUCCUGAAGGCACCCUCCGGGCUGCCGCAGCCGCGCUGGGAGUCACGAUCCAGGAAGCUGCCGACAUGGUGGCGGGCGUGCAGGUGCCUGCGAUCGCCGGCCGACCCGCCGACGGCACCGACAGCUCCGCCAGCAGCUCCGUGCAUGCCGACGGCAAGAUGAUGGCACCCAAGACACCGGAUCAGCGCCAGACGAAUGUGGCCAAGCCUCAGAUGGGAAGCUUUAUGCCCACCUCGGCCAAGUCGGUGCACCGAGCCGUGAUCGACGGUUCGCGCAAGGCGCCAUCUCCGUUCUCGGGCAAGAGGAGCUUGGAAAAGAAGGGCCUCGCCAAGAAGCGUAGCGCCGGACGCAGGAGCUCGCUGAUGGACGAGGGCUUCUCUGCCAAGCGUCUGCGACGAUUCUCGUCGGCCAACGACGCUGCAUCGGCGCUGGACGAGUACAGCGAAUUGGCACCAUCGUCGCCCGAGCCGGUGGCCGAGGUGGAUCCGAUGGAGCUGGACGACGUGGUGGAUGCGAGCAUGAUCUGGCGCGGCGCCGGCUCCAAGUCGCCGUCGCCGGAAGCGCCGGACGCGGAGCGACGGCCGUCGAUGCGUGCCUCGCGCAAGUCGUCGUCUUCUGCACCCGGUCUCAACCUCAACGCGUUUGCACGAUGGAACAAGAUCCCCAUGGGCUCGUUCCGCGACUCGCAGGCUGCGCCGGUGCCGUCUCAGAACGCGUUCCAGCAGCAGCAUCCGCAGCAUCAGCAUCAGCAGCCGCUGGGCACCUUCCUGCUCACGCGCUCGCAAGGCCAGUCGGGAAGCAGCCGACGCACCAACUCGCCAUUCCGCUCGAGCUCGAAUGCCGUGCGCCAUCCCGAGAUGUUCUCGAUCAGUCCUCUGCGCCAGCCGCACCAGGAGGUGGAGCAGCAUCUGGAUGCGGGCCGCUCGAGCGACAGCACGCCCGGUCGACGACGAUCGUUUAUCAUCUCGCCCGUUCUCUUCCCGACGCGCGGCGGCGAGAUCCCACCGCCGUCGUCGAGCCCGUACACUGCGCAUACGCCGACGUACAGCCAGGUGGCGGCGAUGCGUCUGGGCGGCAGCGGUGCGGCGGGCGAUGCAGCCAGCGUGGCUUCCAACACCAGCGCCGGUCCUGGGCGCAUCACGCGUCGCGAGAAGCGCGAGAAGCGGGCGCGACGCGCGGCACUGCUGGCUGCGCAGGAGAAUGGCGAGGUGGGCUCGCCGCAGGAUGGGGAUGAGCGCCGGACGGUGUCGGCAUCGCCGAUGCCCUCGACGCCACUGCUGCAGCUGUCGAACCUGCCGGAAGGCAGCGGCGGCGGCGGCGGAUACGAGGAGGGCGACUCGCCCGCGACGGCGUUCCCGCGAAUGCGCAUCACCGAUGCCACACCCACGCCGCGCGGCUCGCCGGCUCCCUUUGGUGCCGCAGCGCCAGGCAAGGAUGUGUCGCAGGCGGUCGAUGCACCGAGCCUCGCACCUCCCACGAGCAGCCAGUUCCUGCCCGAGGCCGAGCUGGAUGCAUCUCCGGCGCCGUCGAUGCGCAGCAGGGCUGCAGCGACGGACGAUGGCGCGAGUGCCACUGCGAUGCUGCCGUCGUCGGCGUGCAAGACGCCGCUCCACUCGCCGCUGUUCGGAGGCAUCUUUGGCGGCGCACUCAACUACGAUCUCGAGGACAAGGAUGCCGAGCAGCUGCGCAUCUAG